CUCCCCAACCUGCAGCCUCUCUCGGUGCCAGCUGCAUGAAUGCGCAGCGCUGAGUUGAGUUUUGCUGCUGAGUAACACGACAGACAGACAGACAGACAGACAGACGAAUGAAUGCAUGAACCUUGUCGCCUACGAACCGACGCGCUGCUCACAUGUGAGGGCAUCGCAGGCCGGUUGUGUGGGGGUAAGUCGGUGCAUCUCUUUCGUCUUCCUGAUAGAAAUUAAAGGACGGUGUUCGGACUGCUGACACAGCGUGCCAAAAAUACAUCCAGCCCUGGGGGGGAGGCGGGGGGUAGUAGCAUGGGGUGCCCACGCAAGUGCACGUUGUUAUUCUCUGCUCGACAAACGCGGGCAGUCGUGCAGAUGUUGAGUUCUCACUCGGUUCUGGAGAGCAGGUGUAGCUCCAGCAGAGACGGUGACAAGGUCAGAUGGUCACUCAAAGUCGCAGUGCGCUGCUCGGACGUGAAAGAGCGCACCACAUUGUUGGAAGUGCGCCAGGUGGUGUGUGACACAGCUUUUCCUUGAUACGGGAUAUCCAACCAGCCAGUCCGCAUGCAUAUGCUUGAGCAGUUUAUAUUAAGACCCUAAAGAGGUCUCUAUCAAUACUCCAGCGUGCAUGUUGUGAUAGCUGCAGGGGAAGUUGAAAGCUGACCUCGCUUUGGUCUUCGUGUUGAUUUAAGCCAGAGGUUGGGACUUGUACACAGUCUCGAGUUGAGGUAUCACAGCAGGAGACCGUGUGAGAAAAUAGUGCCUUCUUGCACACACACUCACACAUGGUCACACAACAGGGGACGACAUGAAAGAGCCCUGAGUAUAAACCCCACUACGCUAAAACCACUACUGUACAGUGUAAACUCUCUGUUUUCACACAGUUCUUAGUCGUUUUGCUCUGCUUGGUAUGAUGUUGUUGAACAACUGCUGAAGCUGCUUGCUUAUCAGCACUCCUGAGGUUUUGAGAAAGCUGCUAUUCCCACAAUGAUAAGCUGUUCUGUUGAUGUCAGUUUUCACCUGCAGUGUGAAAACAGUGUGUCAUGUUGGGCACGUAAAGAGGAGAAAGUUCAACAUGCUUGGUUCAGACUGAGGAGCUGUUGAUUCUCGAUCUAUAACAGCUAUCACUUACCUGCUCACGAGAAAUCAACUCAUAAGACCCUUUAUUUUUCAUAAAUGUUUAUAUAUUAUUGUCAAGUUUAAAUGGUGAACAAUGACAUGUGUUUGUAGCUUGUCCUGUGCUGGUUUCUAUUUCUCAUUCCCUGUCUGUGCAUCUUUUGGCCUCAAAACCUCCAGUUUUGUGUUGAAGCUUUCUGUUAUAAAUAGUUGGUUCUUUUAAAGUGCCUUGAGGCAGCACAGUCUCUGUUGCCAGUCUUGAACUGAGCCUUAAGCACUGCUUUAACAUUCACCCAGUUGCACUGUUCCUUUAUGCAGCUCUCUCGGUCACCUGAUCUCGUAACAGGUUGGGACCGUCCGUCCCAGGACAACUCCAAUUCUAUAAUUAGGAAACAGCACAGGGGGGGAACAGCACACAAGUAUGUAGUGGGAUAAUGUGACGCAGGUGGGUAAAAGUGACCAUUUAUGGAUCAACAAAAAUGUUAUUGUGUUUACAAUCACAUGCCCUCCGUCACAGAAGGUCACAAUGAGGUGGGGAUUUACUGUGAGAAUAAACCAAGCACUUGAAAUCAGCGAGAAGCACACCACAGUCUGAUCUACUGUGAUUUUCAUAAAGUAAGGGGGGAAUUAUCAGGACUAUUAUGAUUUUACAAUAGCUCUAAUGGAAGGCAUGCAACCACUUGACAAGGCAUGCAACCACUUGACUUCAUGGUUUAAAGUCCAAAAAUCCAGAAGUCCAAAAAAUCCCCGAAACCAGAGACUGUGCAUAAGACACUGAGAGGACACAAUGAGGCAGAGAUUUAGUGUAAGGACAAAGCAAGGGCUUGAAAUUAGCGGAAGCACACCAUAGUCUGAUCUACUUUGAUUUGUUAAAUUAAGUGGUGAAUUAUCAAGAUUAUUAUGAUAUUUCAUAGCUCUAAUGGAAAGCAUGCAACCACUUGACCAGGCAUGCAACCACUUGACUUUAUGGUUUAAAGUCCAAGAAAUCUCCAAAAUCAGAAACUUUACACAAAACACUGAGAGAUACAAUAUAUUUACUGUUUUCCUGCAGUGUUUAAGAAAAAAAAAUAUACUAAAGUAGAGCAAUGUGGCUGAAAACUGUUUAGGUACCAUCAAUUGCAAUUUAGGUACUGCAACACUUGACCUGCCAAACAUCAGUAUGGCCUUGCCAUCAUGAACAUAUCAGAAAACAGAUGUCAACUUUCAGAGAUAGCUCACGUUGAGACUUUGUCAGUGUACGGCCAUUGAUUAACUGGUAGUUUUAUGUUUUGUAUUUGUUGCUUCUUUGUUCAAGUGUGGUCAGUCCAGGUGUUCAGUUAAUUUGCAGUGUCAUGAUUCUCAUAAGUGACCCAAAGUUAAGGGGUGAAGGUGAAGGGAAAGCUUGAACCAAGAGGGCUGCAACUGAGUUUUCAAAAUCCUGAUCCCAAUGUAGACUCCUCGAUCAUAUUUGUUCAGAAAAUAAGUCUUUCUGCAGGUCAGUUUACUUUCAGCAUAGUGGAAUGUGGUCUCAUUAACUUUCUGUCAGUAAAUAAGCUUUGGUUUGUUUUUAUAUCUACAACAGAACAUCUCAAACUCACACGUACACGCAUGAGCCUGUUUAGUUUAAAGGAGGAUAUUCAGGGUCAGUCUGGCUUUUAUCAACACUUUUUAUACAUAUCUGUAUUCAUUAGAGCGGUAAGAUUAAGCGUUCUAUUUCACAAUAAAAGAAUGUGUUCCUGCAGGAAGACUAACUCCGUGAAACGGACAUUUUUUUCAUCAAGUGAUGAAAUUACAUAAGUUCCUAAUGUUGGUUCAGGGAAACGCCUAGGAAUAAUCUCAAACAUGUGUUUGCCAUUACAAACUUUCCAACGUCUUUUUGCCACUGACUUCUAGUGUUUUUUUAUACACACUGGACAGAGUUAAUCCUUGGUUGUAGAACAACUGAUAGCAUCAGUAUGGUUAUCAGGAACUGAUGUGAUGGAUUGAUCUUCUAGUUUAGGAUGACUUCGCUCUAAAGUGUAAGAGUCCAAAACUGAUGGUUUAGUCUUUGAUUUUAAAGAAAGAAAUUUUACACUUGAAAUGAUAGUAGAAAGGUCUCUAUCUAUUGAGCUUGUACGGAAAUAUGUUAGUUCUACCAACAUUCAGACCUGAUACACCCAGAUUAAGACUUUGCAGCAUUCUUAGAAAACAACUUCAUUAUCAGUUAUUUCAGCAAAUUCCUGUUUUGUUCAUUUAGGCUUGAUUCCAGUGCUUCAUGCCAAAUGGUUUGUUUAUCUUAAGGAGCCCUCAGCCCUCUUGAGAGCCUCAAAUGCCAAUUUUAACCUUGAAAAUUGACUUUUUAACAUGUUUUAAACUUGGAAAUACAGUUUAAUUCAAAAGCCCCUGGCAGAAGGAGCCAUAAUGAUUAUUUUUGCUCCAUAUUUUCUCUCUGCGUACAUAAGAUACAAAGUAAGAUUGUGACAUGUAUUAGCAAGCAAGUCUGAGUCUGUGUAUCAAAUAGGUGAAUUCAUGGUUUGUAGGAUCCAAAGUGAAAAAGUAACUUUGAUAUUUUGUUCUUCACACAGAGCACACAUUCAGAACUGGUUUCUUAGUUUAAACCCUAAAGUUUGCAACAAAAGGACUCAACUCUUGCACAAAAAACCACUACAUAUUCUCCACAGAUGACCAACAUCUCUUAUUAGUGGGGGUGAUCUAAGGUAGUGUAGCAAGAGCCAAUCCCAGAUAAGCCUUGUGAGAUUUCUAUGGAGAUAUGGUUGAGAUUUAAGGACAGCGUGUUGAUAAACUGUGGGUCAAACAGGGCAUCGAACUUCUUAGUAAUGACGAAGCCAAGACUGUGUCAAACGAGAGCUUAUCGCUGCCCUGAAUUCCUUUAAAUGAUGGUUUAAUAAGUUUAACAGAAAAUCACUGUGCAAUGUAAGUGUCAGGCUGACCUUAUACACUCUUUAUCUCAGCAUUCCUGGUGUGAUUAAUCACUUUUCGAUCAAUCACUCAGUUACUCAAUCACAAGACAAUCUCGCUGUCUUUUUUUUUACUGCAUUUCUGAUCCUUUUUUGAUAGAUUAAAAUAACAUACAGAAAAGGAGUGAGAGAGUAAUGCCAAUUAAAACACAAAACAAAAUGUAAACUUCUGUUUUUCUUCUGCAUGACUAUGAUGAAGGGAAAUGUCUUAGUAACACUUAUAAAAUGAUAAACUUAAGCCUUACGACUAUUUAUCAACCACCCUGACCUUCACCUUAUUGUCAGCAGAUCUGCAUAAUGAUAAUAUUAUUGUUUGGGGACAUAUUAAUAUCACACUUGUUGACAAGUGUUUGUGCCGUGGCUCUCAAAAGAUGACAGUUUACAUUUUUUUUCAAGCAGACCUUUUCUUUUUUGGCCAAACUUUGGACUGCAUGAGUAAAAUUACCGAAAGCCACAAGAGUGACUCCACAGCCAAGUCAAGAGGAAUAAAGAUAGCCUCCACUCACUAUAGAGGGGCAGACAGACAUCAGAAAGCAUGAGAAAAAUAAGCUCCAGAGGCUGACAGUCAAACAGAGGUAUAGGGAUAGUGGUCAUUUGAAAUGACAGAAGAGUUAGUAGACUUGAAUCUGGGAAGUAAAGAAAAUGACUCAGGCUAUAAAUUCUGCCAUCUUAAUCUCUUUAAUGGCUCUGAAAAACGAAAGCUCUUUUCCUUUAAUCAAAAGAGCAUUGAUUUUAAGAUCAAUGAUGGUAAGAUUUAGGUUGCUUAAGCACAGAGAGAUCAUAAAACCUUGGCUACAAAAGCUUGAUAAAGAGAAUUUUUUCAGGCAUGGUUAGAGGCAAAGAAGAGGAUAUGAUUUAGGUCUGUACGGCAAAGAUAAUGCAAGAGGAAGAAUUUUAUUGCACCCUUUGUUAGUUACAGUAGAUGAUGAGCUUAGUCACUGAGUAUUCCAGAGAGAUUAUUUUGGAGUCCUCAGACUUUAUUAUAUAUUUAGAUACAUUUAGGUACACAAAAGAGUGCAGAUGCACACCCAACUUGAGGUUUGUGGUUUGGGUGAUUGUGGCAUUAUUGCCCAGCCUGGCUGGACUACUUUAUGUUUUUCAGUAUUACUACAACUUCAGCAAAGUUUUGGUAGCUUGACUGCAGCAGUCAUAUGUCUAAACAACAUUCAUCAUAUAUAAUUUUUUUAAUUUGUCUUUAUUUUUUACCUUUAGUCAGACUAAAUGAUACGUUAGGCCUGGACGAUAUAGAAAAAAAGCAUAUCGAUAAAAAAUAAAUCAUAAUGAUCGAUAAUUAUUGAUAUAAUUAUUAUAAUUAUUUAACAUAUAUUUUAAUUGCAGCCCUGGAUGUUUUUUGCUAUUGCUUAAUGACCUACUUUUAAUAAAGAACACACAAGCACUGAAUUCAAAUUCAAACCUUUAUUCAACCACCUUUUUUAUUUUACCACAACUGAAAGUUUUUUAAAAAAGAACAAAAAAAAAAAAAGAAAUCAACUUAAGUGGCCUGAGUGAUGUCAGUAAAUACUGACAAACAUAAAGACUAAAGUGACCAGAAAAUCUGAUAAAUAAAUAUUUAAAUAGUCUUUCGAUGAAAAUAAACAAAUAUAUAAAUAAACAGAAUAGCUUUAGGUGGGAAUAGCAUACUACCAGUUUUAACUGUGUGGGAAACUGCCCACAGCCUGGUGUCUGAACACUGAAAUAUUUCUCCCGGGGUCGGGAGAUUUAUUUGUUUUAAUUAUCAUGUGAUUGACUUAAUACACAAACUAAGCACGAGAAGCAGGACUUAUCCACGCCGGUGUUGUGUCGUAGAAUGCACCCCUGCCGAAUGCACCCCCUGCUAGUAGCCAUGAUCCAAAUACUCGCGUCUUUGUAAAAUAUGAGCUCAUUUUCUUCCACUUUAAGAAGCUAAUGAGUGGACGGGAUGCAGGGGUGCAUUCUACGGUACAACACCGGAACGUAUUUCCUCCGCACCCUUCUCACCUUCUCAACCCCUGACCCAUUUUCAUGCCUGAAGCGCUGUGUUUGAGAAAUACUUGCGGCCGGGCACUUCAUAUCGCGGGUCGAGAGUGGCUAGAAGCUGUUUGAAGCCAGGCUUUUCAACGGUAGUUAUUGGCAGUAUGUCCCUCGCUAUGAAGCAUGUUACUGCAUGGGUGAUGUCCUUAUGCCGCUUGGACGCUUUGUCGUAUUUUUGGAGAGAAACAAAGUCCAGUUUGGUCUGCUUCACUUGCUUUGAGCUGGUGCUGGCAGCGGCUCCAGAGGAUUCCGACGACGACGACGACGUGGAGCCGCGGCGCGGCCGACACAGCUCGUACUCCUGCGGGUGCGAUCGGUUUAGAUGGUAAAACAAGUUGGUUGUGUUACCAGACUUGGUUUUUACUAAUUCUCUGCAAAUUUUGCAAACGACCGCUGUUCGCUUUUUGUCAGACUUCUAAAAACCAAAACAUUGCCAUGCUGGUGAACUACUGAAACCUUUUUUCGGGACAAUUUCCUCCGCUUCUCCUUGCUGUAUCAUUUUUUCUCAUACACGUGCUGUCUGGUUUGAUAGGGGCUGGGCUUGGUGCCGUAGCGUACCUGGGUCUGCGUUUGUGAUUGGUUGGGAGGAAGUAAUGACUGUAGUAAAAGCUACAUGAUAGGCUAUGAUGAAAAAGAAAGGGAGACUGUGUUUUUCUAUCGAACUUUUUAUCGACCCGUUUUUUUUCUAUCGCACCACACGUCUAUCGAUCGAUAUAUAUUGUUAUCGAAUUAUCGUCCAGCACUAUGAUACGUCCUGUGCUCUGUAGUAUCCAUUCUCCCAUGUUGCUUUGACUUGUUUCCUCUAAAAGAUGUUUGUUAUCCAUCGCAUCUUAUUUUGUCCUACUAUGUUUUAAAUAUAUUUUUACAAGCUUAGCUGAAAACUCAGUACAACUUUGUGUUUGAAUUUCUAUCAAGCAAAAACUUUCAUUCUCUUCAACUUUUGUAUCUUAUUUGUUGUGAAAAAAUACUUUUUGUUUGUUAAUGUUGACAUGAGUAAAUCAAAGAUCUGAUGGCAGGCUCAAAAAACUUCCAUUUACCAUAUAGAUUGUGGCAUAUCAAAGAUAUUAUGUGACAAAUUUUCAAUAAGGUGUAAUCGACAAUAGCCAAUUACACCUGUGGCCACAUAAUAAAAAGCAGUCAGCACCCUGUCCUGUUAUGUUGCCGUUGUCUGAAACCAUGGUGUCAUUGAUCACCAGCCAAAAGUUUUGGGAAGCUCUUUCACUCAUGUUUAAAAGAUGCAGCAACCAUCCAAAAGUACAACAAAGACCCAAAAGCAUGGCGCACCAAGGUUGACAAGUCAGGUCUGUUUGGCAUAGUCAAAGCCUGGAUCUACCAGUACUGUACCCUAGCCCAAGUCCCAUUGUCUCUGUUGGUUUAUUCAGGUCCUGUGCCAAAAGUUGAGUCCAUCAAUAGGACAAAAGGGGCUAUCUACAAUAGUGGCUAGGCCUUCUUUGCAGCCUCACCAGCACAGCACUGUAUGGGAUUAGUAACACCUUACAGCUUCCGUUCAGUGGCCCCACUAAAGAGUUUAUGGGGGCAUGGACAAAUGGAGCCCUACAGUGCAAGGACUCCAAAGGCUGCAGGUUUCAUCAGCUGGAUUCGAGGCAAGAACAGGGAGAGAAAGCAGUGAAGGUGACUGAGUCAUCUUUGGCAAAAAGGCACUGGUGGGCGCCUUUGCUACAGGUCGAGCAGGCCUGGGCAACUUCCGGGUAUUCAGGUCAGCAAGGCCCAGGCUAAAAAGAGACACCAUCCAAACCAGGAAAAUUUCUGAGCAUGCACAGAGAAGAAUGAGUCAGCAGGGUGGUGGGGCGAGGAGAGCACACUGCAGGGCAGGAUUACCUGGUCAAAUAUCAUGCUGGCAGACUUCCAUUGUGUCCACUUUCAUGAGCAAACAGUUGGUGACCUACCAAACCCAGCAAACCUCCAUUUCUGAGGAAGAACAAGACACCUGCCCAUCUCCUUUGCUCUGGAAGAGGCUGUUCAGAACUCCUCCUCAGUUUCUACCCAAGGCCCUCUGGGUUGGCUGCUACUGUUGAUGCAAUGACCAGGUGCUCAAAGCUGAGACCAUAGCCCCAAAGACACCAGUCACCUUUUGCAAAGCAGGCACAUCACGCAGUAGCCCAACACACUGCCUUGGGAAGAAGAUUUCAAGGAAGCAAACAUGAGGUCAUGUUAAAAGUACCAGGACCUGGUGGAAGAGUACAAAGCCAGAGAUUGGAAAACCUACAAACAACAGAGGUGGGCUGCAGAGACUUUGUAGGCUGCUCACUCUGCAGGGUCUUUAACCAGCUUGGAGCAAAGGAAAUGACAAAGAAGCAGGCCACUCAAUCUGCAAAAGACACCAUGGAGAAAAGCACCUGGUGGUUUGGGAUCAAGAGGGCUGAACCAUGUGCAUCAGCUGCUGGGACUCAAGUUAGGCCCUGAUCAAGCCUGGCUAAUUUGCUCAGAAGAAAGUGUCUGAUGUCGUGAGACCCAAAACGCCAGAGGACUCCCAGUCACAUCACCGAUGUUGCAUCCCAAGACAUCAAAUGCUGUGAUAGUUGUACAUGUUUGCACAUUUAGGCCAUUUACAUCUGUUAUUGUUGGCAAAAACAAAAGCAGUUUGACACAAAAAUUGAUCAUUUAUCAUGGAUCACAGAAGCAGAACUUCUGCAGGUAGCUGAAAUAUUCAAUCUCUAUCAGCUGUCUAUAAAAUCAGAAAACAUACUUUCAUUGAUUAAUUGCCAUUGGUUAUUUUGUAGGGUUAGCUGGUAGAGUAAUUUGCAAACAGCAAACUAGCAAUUUAUUUUCAAGACAAGUCCAGGAUUUUGAAUUUUAGCUGACUAAUGUUAUCUGCAUCAGCUACUUAGCAUUUGUUUGCUAAGAAACUUUUACUAGUUUACAAAAACAAACAAAAGUUCUUCCACAAAUUGAAAACCUUGCCAGUGUUGACAACAUUUUCCUCCUGAAGUCAACAAACUUUUGGCAGAGCUACUUAACAAAACACAAUUCUUUGUUACCUGUGAACUAUUGGUGUGAAGAUACAGGUGGUUUGUUGAUGCUAGCUAUUGUUGCAGAUGGCUGGUGUUGAAAGGGGCAGCCACUGAAUUGGCACAUCCUUUGCUUUUUCCUGGCAGUAUCUCCCAGAGUCCCUGAGUAGAGAUUAGUUCAGUAGACUGAGGAAUUUACAGAGAUAACAAAGGUCUUAUCUAUUCAAAGUUAUGUCACAUUUUGUUAACAUAAUUCCAGAAUGAAAUAAUUAAUCAGUAUAAAGUGCUUUAUAUAGACACAUUAAGUUUUUAACGGACAAUUUGAACCUCAAUUUGUUAAGGUGAAGACGUUACAGGUCCAAUUAAAGUUUGAAUGAUUUUAUAAUAUAUGUAAGACUUGUAGACAAGAUAUUUGAAACGAGGAGUUUAGGAAUGACUUGCACAAAACAUUUUUACUCUGCAACCCCAUCAGUGGUCAAAAAGCACAAGAAGAAGACCCCAAAGCUAGGUCUGAAAUGCAGUACAAAUGUUUUUGGUUAAACUAUUAUAGUGUAAAUAUUUAAUCUAGCUUGGUAGAGAAACAAACACUUGAUCAUAUUGGUGAAGGACUCCCAUGCAGCUCGUAUGAUACUGACAUAUCCAGUGAAAUAAUUAAAUCCCUGCACACACAUAUUUUCCAGCUGAUCAUAUCUCCUCUCAGCUUGUGUGGAUAUGUUCAUGCAUUCCUGGUUAACAUGUAUGAUGGCUUUCUGUACCAUUUCUAUGAAAAGGCCUUUUAUAAAUCAACUAAUGGAUGCAGGGCUUCCAAAGAAUUUAAAAUCUGUCUGUCCAUUUGUCUCACUUGUGGCUCCACAAGCACAGGGGGAGUAAAACUCCAUAGCCCUUAAAAAUCAGAUUUUUAAGGGCUAUGGAGGACAUCCGUGAUUGCAACAUUUGGGUUGAUUCAGAUCACUUGCCUUCACUUUGUCUGACUUUUUCUGAACUUUACCCAAGUGCAAAGACACCAUGUUUUUGGCAUGUACAGUAUAAAACCAGGCUCCAGAGGUUUAAGUGCUCCAGCUGAGUGCACACUAAGUUGGUCUCAUCAGCCACAAACUCAAAGAGAUUUAGGCGCAUUCUUGGUGAGUGUGUAAGUGCUUUGGGCUGUCAUACUGUCACAUCCUGAAGUGUGUGAACUGUCUGAUAUUCAAUUUACUGCACCAAAUGACACACUGUCUGUGCAGUAGACAUCGGACACUGUUUCAUUUAGACGAUGCUGCCUGAUUUCCCCUUAGUGGUCCCUGUAGUAAGUAUUUCAUUUAAGUGAAAUACGUACAAACUUUUGCCAUCUCUGAUUAUCCCUCAUUUAUAUUAGUUUUUCUAGCAACUGACAAAUUUGGAUUAAAAUACUCAUUAUCGGCCAUUGCAGUCAUAGCUGACUAUUUGAUCCCCCUGGCUCUAGAUGUUUGUGAGUUUUGUGAGUGAAUGUAUGGAGUCAAUCAAGAAAGUGUUUUGGAUGAAAAGAAACCUGAAGAACACCCUGUUAAUAGCUGUUCAUGUAGCCCACAGAGUAAAUUCAUAUUUUCAAAAAGGCUGAUAUUGAUCAGCUGAUCAUUAGGGCCAAGUAUUAGGAGUUCAGUAAAGAUUUGUUUUUAAUUAUAUAUAACAGCUUUGAUGGUAUUUCAGUAGAUCUGAUGGUUUCUACAGAUGGCCUCCAGGGUCCAGAGAAUUAAGCAAACAAGGAGGGGUUGGUUCGAUACUAAGACUGGAAAAUACGACCGGAGCCGUCUCACGCAGAAUUACACAGAGAACAAUUGAGUAAUGGGUUUUAAAUGGGCAAACAGGAUGUUAAAUGGACAUAACCCCGCCAUGGUAAUCAUUGUCUUGGAAGUGCUCCAAAAGUUUAACAAAAUAUAAGACUGUGCUCUCAUUCACCUCUAUGUGUUUUUUUUCCUUAGCAGGACUGGAGGACAGGAUGGCUGAUAGACUGUGAUAAGAUAAAGGGAUGGGCCGGGAUGAGGACUGAUUAAAGGAUUUUGAUAUAAACCGAUAAAGGGGGAAAAUCUGUGAAAAAUGUAUCUAUACAACAUCAGGCGAUGAAUUAUUAUAGAACAAGGAAAUACUUUCUGAAUAGUUUUAACAGGUGACGUUACCAAACAACAUGCAAUUGCAUGCAACGCAAAUGAACUUGUGUUCACCCGGACAUUUUUGCUGUAUUUGACACAUUGGUCACAGAUUGUAUUAGUAGCAGAGGAAUGAGCCAUUUAAAUUUAGAUUUUUACAUUUUUACCCAGCUGUGUCAAAUACUUGAUUUUUACUGGUUUUAUUUGCAAAAAGCUAGUUUCCAUUAGCAGUUUUGGAUUAUAGCUUUAACAACACUGGAGAUGUUAUUUGUAGUAUUAUUGAAUUAUUCAGAGAAAAAAAUGACAGAGAGGAUGCUUAUUCAAAAAAACUUAAGAGAAAAUAAGACUGUUGUUUAUAGUCAUACAUCCUUGAUGCUUUCUAUUGAAUAGAUAGUGCAGAAUUCUUGAACUGGGGGUUGUGUGAGGCACAUUUUAAUAGUAAGUUUCAACCACAGAAAGUCUCCUGUUUUGAGACACAGACCGGAGCAUCAUCACUUAAGUCAAACUUGAUGACAAGCCUUGAAUCAAGCACCAUCAGCCAGAACAACCAGUUUUUUUUUGUUGAAAUGUUUGGAUUUAACUCCUUAUUCAACUCAAGGACAAACACUGUUACUUACUAUGUGAAAAGGAUGGGCUAGACUAGUACUAAACGAAUUCAGACCUCUUCCACAUGUUGCCUCACGGACUCUGGGCUGUUGCCAAAUUAUAUACAAAUUUAUUGGAAGAAGAAUAACAAAUCACAUACGGAUGAGUUUUUGAUAUUAACUUGUAUUUUGCACCAGUGGUCUUGAGCAAGUUGUUUAGCAUGUAAAAACAGAAAACAAGUCAAGAGAUGAAACUUUUAGUCACCAAGAGGUGAAUAUUUCUGGAACAAAUGUGCAUUUACAGUGCACUUGGCAGGUUUCUUCUUUUUUCAGAUGAAAUUUUCAGUUUUGUCAAUAUUCGGCACAAAUACCAACCCAAUUAUGGAUAAGUGAGGACCCCAAAGCCUGAGGGGAUGAAUAGUGUGCUCCCAGCGUAUAACAGCCAUUGGUUUUAAGGACUUUUGUGUUUUUCUGUGGUUUCUGUGAAGAAUAUGAGCAACAAACCAUCACAUGAGCAGAACUUUGCAACUCGUGCCAGAUUGCAGUUGUUUACUUCAACCAGAGGCAAAUCUCAUGGUGGACAGUCUCACAGUUAUGUGUUGUCCUUAAAUGCACCGCAAGGUUGGGAGGAAUUCAAGGUCCAUGCUGCAUGAGAUUUAUGUAUGAUCCAUGCUAAUGGGUAUUUCAAAGCAGUGCAUGACCUUUGCAGGCCACUUAAACUCUCCCGGGAAUCCAGAUGGACUCAAAGGUAAAGACCAGGAGCAUUUUCCCCCUGACAGGUCUCAGAGAGGAGAUUUUUUUUCUUUGUUUGCCUGUCUUGGUUACCCCAGUUAAUCCUCCAAAACAGAGCCAGAACUAAAAAUUCCUAAUCCUGAUGGGAUUUACUUCACUCUGUCCCCCUCCUGAGCCAUUUAAGGAUUGAAGAGGCCAUCCACUGAAAUUCCUCUUUCUACUCUUGGGCCCUUAAAUCUUAGUAUGUGGUCAGAAAGCCACUUCCCGCCCUUUGAGAUCAUGCCUUGCUCCCCUACCAGAUCUCGCCUCUUAAACCACAAACUUCACAAGAUAGCUCAGUUUAGACUUGCGUGGGGUUUAUUUGCUUAUAAACUUGUGGUCUAAAAAUGGCAUGAGAGGGGUCAGGAGGAAGUGGUCGAGUUGAUGACAUAAGAUUUUUGUGCAACAAUAGAGAUGUGUACAAACAUGCCACAAAAGGGGGCAUUGACUGUUCUUCCAGGCUCUUGCUGACAAUGUUUUUUAAGUGGUUACAAAAUGUAGGGCUCUUAAAAGGUUGAUUUGGCCUUUUGUUCAACUUUUGGAGGCUGUAAACGGCUCCACUGGUUAACGGCAGAUAUAUUGGGACAGAGAUGCUCAGCUGAAAACUUAGACCGCUAACAUUAGAGAAUGGUUAGGAAAGUACCUCUACAUUUCUUCAGUUUUUCAGUCUGUGCUUUGUAACCCUUAAGCAGAAGAUGAAAUAGCUUAAAAGAUUUUACACUGAAAAACCUGUGGUUAAUGCUUUUCAAAUAUGACAUAUAGCACAAUGUAAAGUAAGCAUUUUUUAUAUGGAUCGAUCAACUUUAAGCGAGGCAUACUAUAGUCUAAUGGCUAAUAAGGACAACUGUAAGAUCAGCAACUAGAAUGAUCUCCAUUAGACAAAAAGUGCUGCAAAUACUCAAACGAUGUGGGUUCAAAACCACGUGCAAAAGUUCAAAACAAGUAAAGCCAAAAUGCACCACAAAUGAUAAAAUGUGCCUUUAAUUACAGUUUAAAGUAAUGGGAUUACAAGUGAUCAAAAUCAAAUUCUCUCAAGUUAUUCAAGUUAUCUCAUUCUAACCUCAAAAAUUAUCUCAUUAUGAGUAAUUUUUUCCAAAAAAAUGCAUGCAAUUGAGUUCAGCUCAACUUGUGGUUUGUGCAAGUUUACAAUAGUUUUUAUCUGUUUAAUAUGACUGUACACAUACAUGUAUUGGAUGUAAAUGGUAUUACUAUAAUGGUCUAAUUUAUUGCUAAAAAAAAUGUUGCCCAUCUUUGAAAAUGAAACAGAAAGGCUGUUUCUGCAGCAACCAGUUGAUUAAUGUAUCCCUAUCCCCUGACAGUGGUUUUAGACACUGGAAUUAGUUAAUUACAAAUACUCAGUAUUGAUACAGUCUUGUUUGCUUUUGUUGGUCACUAAAAGGCAUCUCUAUCUAUUCCGGUUUGUUCCUUACCCAGUUAAUAUCUAAUCAUCUAGACAGAUUUAAGAGGUCUCAUUGCGUAACUAUUAAAAGGCUUGAAGAAGAGGAUGUUGAUGUUCAGGACCUUUGUCCUUUCAUUUUUUUCUGCUUUCUUUUUUAUUGUUUGGUCAUGUAUCCUUUCUCCAUGGAAAAUCCCAGUCAAGGCUUUGCCCUGCUGCACUGCUGACUAACUUUCCCCUUUGUCUACCCAGACCAAAAAGCAGGCUGGGACUCAGAAAAACAUAGAAAGUGAAGAGAAAUAUUCAGAUCCUGGAAGUGGAAAUGUUGUUUUAACUUUUCAUGGAAAUAAAGGAUCAUUUUGUGUCUUCACGGCAGCAGAGAAACAGUUGUCCCUCAGUCCACUGCAGCCCUGCUCCUCCUCCUCAGUGGGUUUGCGAGGAGGCAGACAGACUAAGGCUCUCCUUCACAGAUGGUUUCUGUCCAUAACCACAGUGUGCUUUUUUUAGACAGGAGACAGGGUGUGGAUGACUGUGUACCUACCGCAACUAUAUGAGAAAACAGAGUGCCUCCAGACACACAUGCAGCACCAAAACAACGCCUCUGCAUGAUGGCGCAGACUGGCCGGUGGUGUGACGAAAUUAUACAUCGGUGUCAUUUCUAGCAGACACUUUAGAAAAUAAGCUGUACCCUGACAGCAAUGGAAAAGAGGAUAAUAUCCUGUUUGUUUUGGAGAAACAUUUACAUUGUGUUGCAUCAAUCAAACCCAUAUUUUUCCUGAAGUUAGUCAUCAUCACAUCCAAAGGAAAAAAAGUUCUGUAUUUUUAAUUGCCUCUACGGGGUGAAAACUCGAGCUCUGAUGUGGGUUUUACCACAUAGGUGCAAAUAAAAGCUCCCAUAGGUACACUUAGUCUUCCUCGUGCUUUGCUUGUCUUGUUUUGUCCUUGACUGAAUGCCUCAGACUGGUAAACAAUGUCAGACUAACAACCUCCAGCUGGAACACGUUCUGUGUUUGUUUGGGCAAUAAAACCCUGUGUGAAUAAUGAAAUUCGAUCAUUCAGAAUACAGUGUGAGGAUGGAUCCUUUCAUCUGGGUUUAAGCACAAUAAUAUCCUCACAAACAGGACGGUUUCUCUGUUAGUUUUUCCUAAAGAGAAACAUGAUGUAACUGAACACAACAUCUGAUUUUGGACACCUUGACAACAAAUGCCCAUCUGAAAGACAGUUUGUGGUCGCAGUCUUUGAACAUCUGUCAUGACAGUUGUGUUUCUAUUAUGCAGCCGCACUCGGGGCAGGAAAUUAAACUCAACAACCUUAUUUUAUGCCGCUGUGUCGUGCAGCAGGCAAGCAUGUGUCUUAGAGAAGAGAUUUAGUGUGUCAGUACUCGAAGUGACUGUCAGCAAAUAACUUGAGACUAAUAAUGUUCUCUUAUUUAUUAAGGCUCAGGAAAACUAGAAUAUCAACCCCUUUUAACAAACUGAUGUAGGUACAGUACGGUAUAAUCACACAUGUAAGGGUUUUGAGUUUAAUAAACCAAUUUAAUGGAGUUCAAGUAAUCUACACAUAACAAGUCUGAAACAAAGUCUGUUGUAGAUUAGAUGUGAGUCAGUGUUUUGAAGUAGAGCUCUCCCAUAGUAGCAGAUAAUUUUGGAUAAUUUGUCUUAAACGGGGCUUUUCCCAUUUAACGUGGUCCGGAUACAGAUACAAUCACAGAGUUGGCUGCUUUUUAACAUUUGGUUCCACAUGACAUUUCAAUGUGGCCCUCAUUAAACUACUACAUGUUUCCCCCGCCCCCCUCUUGUGACGAGUUACUGUUGAUUUUAGGGGCGAUCGUACAUUAUAAGAUUACUCGUCUGGGGCAGUUGAAUCACCAAGAAUCACUCAAAUACAAUGAGAUGUGUUAUUGUGGAACUCUUUUCAGAUAGAGCCUCUUAAAGGUUGUUGCUUGUAAUUUCUGUCGUAUGCUGUUUGUUUUUUUGUGAUCUUCCUUUGCUUCUAUGGCAGAUUAUAACUUUCAAAGUCAUUUUUUGUACUUUUAAUAAGCUAAGCUGUCGUGAGAAACUUUUACAAUUUAUUCAUACGACCUGCUUUUUAAAAAAUUGCUUUAAUGCGCUUCAAUAUCUGAUCGAUAAGUCGCCCUUUUUGGUGCAGCAGCUGGGGGUGCUGGUAUUUCCGAGGAGCUCCCGAAGGUAACACGGGGGGCUUGAGCGGUUCCUCAGCAGCUCUGAGGACACACAUAGACACACAGUCAGCCUUUAGGGACUGCUGCAGUGAUAAGGUAAGAUAUAUCUCUAUGUGUUUAAUCACAGGACAAGUUUAAUUGGCGUUUUUUAUCACUCAAUUCUCAAUUCAAGCUGGAGUCUGGUCGGGCUCGAGUCCAAACUGACGGUUAAUGUGUUGAGAAGACGGCGUAAACGUUCACACGUUAGGAGGAUUUAUACCCUUUUGUUGACUUCUUCUCGAUUUUGGUCAUUUUAACGGCGUUAUUUGUGUCUUUGACUGUCUCUGUGAGACAAAAAUGUAGACUGGGAGGACUGGUGUUGUGAUGCUGGAAGUCCGCAUGGCUCCUUUUGUUGACUGCGGCAGGGAAUUAAAUUUAGCGCCAACGAGUCCACGCGUGGUCCGUUCAGUCGGUCAAUGAAGGUUACGUUUAUCAAUGGACGUUAUCUUCUUCUUGAGCGAUAAAGCAGCCGGGCAGUCUGCCACCCCUGUAGCGGGUAAGUGUUGAAGUCACUGUAAAAACGACACUGGAAAUCGAGUUUUCAACAUCUACGAGCUGUUACUUAAAUUUUAAACCUUAAAGUUGUCUCACAUUUUUCACGUCUUUAAAUCCAACAACACAUAACGUCUGACUAAAAUGGCUGACAAAAAAGUAAAUUAUUUUUCAGAGUUAAAUUGUCCAAAUUUAAUCCGUAUCGAUAGCUAAAUCUAAUAAAAAUGACGACAUUUCUCUUAUUUCAGAUAGGCGCUGGGUAUAAAUCAUGGGGCACCAUGUGGGGAAGCACGUGUGUGACAGGCUGCUUUAAUCAUGUAGUUAUCGGUAACACGUGGGUAGAUACUAUCACAGGGCCUGACAGUGGAGACACUGAUGAAAAGACUCCGUUGAAAGCUCCGUUAGUGAGUUAAACGGAUGUGCGGUUAUACCUGCUUGCUCUGACAUCUGCAGAAAGCGAGUCCGUAUGUAGGUCAUAGAUAUCCUUUUUGGUGAGUUUUAUAUAUGUGCCCUCUGGAAAUCAAUGAUAACUUUGGUUCAAUCAGUUUUUAUGUUCUUCUUCCGUUCAUUAUUCUGCUGAUAAGGGCAUGUAAUGGUUUAGGCAGGCAUAGAUUUGCAGCAUUUGUUUUAAAUUUACCACAGGAUUACUAUAACUCCACUAAAUGACAAAGGGAUCUCUGUGGCUAUGACAGAGUGUUUCCUGGCUUGGCUCACUGUCACGCGUGUUUGUGCUAUUUGGGACUCUGCUGACCUUAAACACAGAGAAGAGCAAACCAGAAUGCCUGGCUUUGUCUUUCACAGAGCAGCUGAUGGGACAGCAGUCUUGACCAACCUCUGGCUGCACAUGUGCAUCUGUUAUACAGGAGUAGGGCUGGGUGAUAAAACGAUAUCAAUAUAUAUAAAAAAUGUAUUUCUUCUCCGAAAUGAAUGACUGAACCCCUAACCCCCAUAUGGGGUUUCACUAUAUAGCUGACUAUGUAUUGAGCUCAAUCACCGGAGGUUUCGGACACUACAUGGCGCACUGUUGUGACGUCACUGCUCAGACUGCCGCAUUUGAAGUUGCGGCCGUUGUUUUCACAUCUCUUGAAUUUUUUGGUGUUGUAUAGAUGUAUUUGUUUUUCCAGGAUGUUCAUGAAAUAAAAAAAAUUAACAAAAAAAUAUAUAUAUAUUAAGAAGGCCUUAUAUUUUCGUGCUGAAUAUUGUUUGCUGCGUCAUAUUGUGCACGAGACUAUAUGAUGCUCCUAUGUAAUAGCUCCUCCAUCUUUGAAUUGCCGCUGGAGACACAAUGCAUGAUGGGAUGGCCACCACCGGUGAGUGACCAUCGGCUGGUCACUACAUUUUGCAAUGCUCUAUGGGAAAUUUUGAGUUGUCUGUAUGGGGCACUGGAAUUGAUCACUCAGGUUUCAGACACCCCUCAAAAUGGCGCUAACCCCAAUAUAGUUGCCUAUAUAAGGGUUAGGGAUCCAUUUUGGACACAGCCAUAGUCAGUAUGCUUUUCGAUAGCUGGCAUUCUGCCAUGUUUUGGUAGACUAUAUGAAUAGCCAAUGAAAAGGGGAGUUGCUUUGCGCUGAACCAAUCAUGUGCUGAAUUUGAACCAAGUAGCAAACAACUGUGUAGUAGCAGGCUGCAGCUACACCAAGGGUUGCACUCUAACAGGUGAAGCCGACAGCACUGUCAGUGAGAGAAAAAAAAAAAGACACUGUCGACAACACUGGCACGAAAACAUGUGGUGUGGAGGUAUUUUGGUUUUUGAGGUCGGACAUGAAGUAGAGUAAUGUGCACUGCAAAUUAUGUCGAAUACAUAUUCUUGCAAAGCUGGGUAAUACCUCAAAUCUUUUUCACCGGCAGUGGCAUGCGGCAAAGCACACGCAAUGCAAAAGGGUACAAACCCCGAGCAGAGCAAGGAGCCCAUGGCGCCUGUGCAGCCGAAACAGCCGACCAUUCAGUCCACUUUCUCUAGUCGAAGAGACACAAAGACCUCACAGAUGCAGUAGCUUAUUGUAUUGCAAAAGACAUGCUACCAAUAAGCACUGUUAAAUUUCAUUUUUUUUAUAUCCUGAUAUUUAUCGAUAUCAACUGAUAUGAAAAAAAAUGUAUUGUGAUAAACUUUUUUCCCAUAUUGCCUAGCCCUAUACAGGAGUAGGAGUGAAGUUUCUCCAUCUGUUGUCUGUGUUGGCGGUUCAAAAAGAAGAUGUACAUUGUGUUUCAUGCUGGUAGAAUACACAUUUAUCACUUGAGGGUGGUGGUAGCUGCCCUAAGAAGAUAAGAUUAGGCCGACUCACUCAUCAUGGGAGGAGGAGGACCAUGACCCCUCUUGUGUUGCCCAUUUUAAACCAUCAGUGCUGACUCAAGUGGAUGUUUCUAUUGCCAGUCCACCAGUCAGCUAUUUCUUCAGACCACUUGAACCAACAAAAAAAGACAAGCAGCUGGAGAUGGGCUUUGUUCUUGCUGUCUCUGAGUGGCGGGAAAUGAGCUGCCGUAUUGUGGGGGGUGAGGACAAUAGGGUAGGCAUCCUCCCUCUUUUGGCAUAUGUGUUUUCGUUCUUUCAACAGUUCCCCUGAGGGUUAACAUUUUAAUGCCGCCUUAAAAGGGCCUUAUUAGUGUCUCUUUCCUGUCACCUAGCUGCGGUUUCCUGCUCUUGUAUUGUAUUAUCCUGAUUACAUCCCUGAUUCUUGUAAAGCAUGACAGUCUGUCCCCUGCUCCGCCCUGUGUUUGGGCAGAAUUUAUGUAAGAGGCAGAACUUCUGUAACAGCGGAAAACUGAAAACUGUCAGUAUAGAUGUGGAGAACUGAGAUGUAGUCAGAUCCAGAAGCACAGAGGUGUUGAGAUUAGUCUUAGAGUCAUAAUUUUCCUUUUCUAAAGUGGAACACAAAGGAUGAAUUGUGACUCACCAACAUGGCUGAGAAAUAAAGAGUCAGUGUGUUUGCUUGAAGUGAGAAUAUUUAAAUUAGGGGGAUGAAAACUGGUCGAUUCACUGUGGUGUGAUCCCUAACCGUUAAAGAGACUAUUGAAGAACAGCAGUCAAUUUCUGACCUUAACUUCUCAGAAAAAUAAAGGUCCGGUCUGUUGUUGGAGUUUUGAGCUGAUUUAUCCAUCUCCAUGACUUGCAGUUGGUCACAGCACUGGAACCCUACAGUGUUACUCAGGCCUGCUGUGUUCACUUUUUGUGACCCUGAACACCUUAAUGCAUCUCUGUCCAUGUGGAAGUGAUGAAGUGACUUUGUAUGAGAGUUCUUCUUUCAACAGUCAAUGUCCACUUGAAGUAGUUUUGGCUCACACUGAGAUGUGGUUUCUGUAUUUCUCUGAAUUUGACACCACCAUUUUAUAUAGUGCCAGUUGCAACAUGAAAGCUGUUGAAAGGUUGGCAAUUGUCUGUGAAACUGGCCUCCUACCAAACCAGGCAACCAUAUUUUUAGCCACGGUAACUGGAGCACCUAUACUACUAUGGCCAUAUUGAAUCUCCAUAGGGAUAGUUUAGGUGAUUGAUGUUCCCUUGUCAUUGAUGGACAAGAUGUAUGAUUAAUUAUUUUUGUUUUGGAAUAGAAAACAUCUGAUUAUGUUUGGAAACAUAUUUGCUGUAUAUAACUAUGGACCUCACGCCUCUGUCUCAUUUCUUUGUGAAACAAGUGAAACCAAAAUGCUGCUGCAGUGGUCUCUGACAUAUGGCACUGGUGUAAUAUUUCAGAGCAUGGCAUAUGCAGAAGUCAUCAGGCUGGUGUAUCUGUGAGAUUAACUUCACACCCCCUCCUCGUAAAUUAACAUAUUUAACGAACACAUGAAAUGUCAAAGAUCCCACAGGUCAGUCCAGUCCAGAGGAGAACCGUGACACUUGUCCUGUCCUCUGUCCUGUCUGUUGCAAUGGAGAAGGUGGACUUGAUGACUUGUACUGCAGCCAGUCACCAGAGAAGGGACUGAAUAUUUUGGCAUCACUAUUCAGGAACUGUCUGGUUGUCUAUCUCAUACAGACAUGAUGGUCAGUGGAGGGUCACUGAACCCUUGUUUCGUACAGCUGUUAAUGUUGUAAUCCUCAGUGAUGCUGCUAAAAACCUAAAGUGCAGCGUUUUAAUUGAAGCACUAAUCCAGCUUGAUGUUUUUAAUUUGGUGGCUGAAUGUUUCCUCUUGAGAACUGAAGAAGAAAAGAUCAGGGGUAUUAGUAGAUUAGGAAAGCUUAAUACAUGAUACGAUCUUGUGUGGGUUUUUUUUAGUAGUGUAAUAUUUCUAAGAAGCUCUGUUCUCAUGUUCUCCUUCUUUCUUCCCUUUCAUUGUUUGGUUAUUUUUGAUUUCUCUCCUUCACACAGAUUGAAGACAGUCUCUCACACUGUCCUUGAAGUGUGAACGGGCAUUGAGGCAGUAAAAGUCAGUGUACUGCAUCGUAACUGAAAUGUAGUCUUGGAUGUCUCGGGCUGUUGAGCAAGCUGCGUUUUAUAUUUCUGCACGUAUGUGUGUUGGUCAUUCUAGGAACGAUGUGUAAUGGGAAACUUCAUGCUGUGAGGCACAGAUGUGAAUGGCGUACAAAUCACAAGUGGUCACGUUUUACGAGUCAAACAUACUUUAUUCAGCGUUGUGAGACAACAGGGGGAUACAGAUUUAUCUCUGGCUAUAUCUAGACCAGGUCCUUAAGGACUUGUGUUCACCAUAACCCAGAAAUUUAUCUCUUCCCUUGCAGGGAAAUACAGUUUGUAAGUUUCGUAGUGCUAAGUACACUCUCUAAAUUGCCCAGUCUUACAUGUCCUGAAUGAAAACAGGCAGAUUAAACAGAAAAACUAAAAGACCUUUAAUAAAGCUUGGAAUAUUUUGCUGCUACCAGUGUAAUGAAUUUGAUUUAGUUUUCUUGUCCCAAGUAUGAACCAUUUUAUUGCUCCUCAUUAGUUAAUGGAAGUUAAUUAUGAUCAGGUUGGCUCCUAUUUGUGAAAUUACCUCUUAAUUAGAUUACUAGAACAGAAACCUGCAGGUCUUCAUACACCCUGGACUCCAGUGUUCAGCUGGUUGAGAUUGAAGUUUUCUAAACUUGCAGGUUUAUUUGAAUUUAUGAGGUUCACGUCAUAGCAUAUCACAACAAGCAUUACACAUUCUGGCAUGUAGCUGAUUUUGUGACUUAGGUGUUUUAAAAAACAUGUUAUUUAUAUGGUUAAAGUAUUAUUAAUCAGAGAUGAUUCUUGCCAGAGCAGAUGUGUUGUCUAUAAGCACUGGGAACUGACCUCGAAGGAAGGUCAUUCCUCCCUCGCCUCAUCAUAUGACCAGCAUCAAACUAUCCUGUGGCUCAGCCUGGAGAAUAAAGACAAGCCUGUUAUGAAGGUAUGCUGGUGAAGUAAAAACGAGUACUCUGGUCUCUUCCUAUUAAGAUCUACCUCUACGGUGAAUGUAUGCGUUAAAAAACUUCAACCUCCACUUGAAACGGAGCAAACCGCUUUCAAGUGUCACUUAAAUGCCACACAUACCCUGACUCUUGGCCAGUAUAGAGCUGCAGAUGGACGUGCACCUCCAUGACACUUGGGUGCACCAGCUUUUUGUCUUUUCAUUUGCCAGCUUUAAGAUUGGCAGGGGGAGCUUAAUGCUCAGGUGGUCCACACUGUCCCAGGUUAUACUAACCCCCCAUCAAGAGUAGGAGUUCAUAACACAGAGCCACCGCUGCAGUUCUGUAUGUGGGAAACCCAGUCUAGAAUUCCAGGUCCAAGAAGGUUGUAAAAAAAAUUGAAGGAUUUUGAAUUUUCUUUGAAUUGAGUCAUGGAAAACGGAAACAAACAGAUUCAUGAGCCAACUUGUGUUUGUCAGACUACACCAGAUUUCCUUUUUGGAAAGCAAGGAGAAGCUCUUAGAGAAAGAGACAAAGUUAGGCAUUGGACAUAGUAGUGCCCAUGGUGAGCACCGAGCAGACUAAACUGCACUUAAUUUGGCCAGAUUUGAACUCCGUUUUUCCUCCCUGACAGAAGAGGAAACAAUAAAUCGCAGCUACACCUGGUAAAUCUUCUGCCAUUGGAGUGCCCAUUGUUCCAGUUGGAUGUGGCUGAGAGAGGCUCGCUAGUAAAAGUGUCAGACCGAUGCCAGACUGGAGUUUUGUACCCCUCUACUGACUACAAAGUGCCUGUGUGACUGUUUGAGUGGUGGCACCAUUUCAGCACCGGGCGUCUCGGGCCAGCUGGCUCGUUCUGAUGACACUUUUGGUUGAGAGUGGAAUACUUUACAGGAAUCUGGGACAUAACUGAGUGAGUGUGCUUUAAAAAAUGCCAAUCAGAACUGCUUGAGGAAGGUGCGUAGAUGGACUCAAGCAGCGUCUUUGGGUUUGAAAUGAAAUACUCCUUCAGCUGCUUGAAUCCAUCCAAAUCAACACCAACAGUUAAAGCUCUUCUGAAGGACUUUCAACACUAUUUCUAUGACGCUGAGUAGUCGCCUGGAAAGAUAAGUUCAUCACAGAUUGCCAAAUACUCUGAGAUCAGAACUGAAUUUGUGGUUGAAGAUGAUAAAAUUGCUCUGUAGCAAGAUAAGAAUCAGGAUGUAACUCUGAUCAAGGCUGCAGCGCUUGGCCACCUGGUCCAUCUAUUGCAACAACUUUUGUGCAACUCCUCCUCCUGUCUCUACAGUUGUGGUUUGUUUAACAGGACACACAUGAACACUGGUGUUCGGCGGUGAACAGUUGUCUCAAGAGCUCUGAAAUGCACAAGUACUGUGGACGACUAUAUGUUGUAAAUAAAAGGUUCAAAUCUCCCAGAGUGGGAAGCUGAAUGUUCAUGCAUGUAGCACCAAAUAUCUUUUUUUUGUUUAAUGAAAUAAGAUUCGAUUUAGUCGGAUUAUGGCUGAUGUUUCCAAGGUGGUUCAAAUAUUAAUGAUGAUGAUAAUGGCGACUGUUGUGUUUGCACCACUAGCAAAACACUGCCAGGAGUAAUUUAGACGCAUGAGGCUCAAGAGAAGUGAGCAGCAGCCUUUCAGUAAUUGUACAAUACUCCUAUCCCAGUGUGUGAUUUUAAACAUUGUUACAGAGCUGUGGAGGCCUGAGCUUCUCAUGCUCAUGUUUCUCCCUGUAUUUGUUCCAUCUUCUCAGUUCACUUUGUUACUUUUCUGGUAUGACCUCCACUAGAGCGACUUUGAACUAACUUUCUGCUUUGGCGUGUUUUACAUCCGAGAUUAUGCCUUUUAAAAAAAGACCUUACAUUUGAAUGGGCUUGUAUGUGUGACUCUUUGUAUUAAGUGUAGCAAAUGCGUCACCAGCCGUAUCAAACAUUGGCCUCUUCAUGGCCUGUCCUCCUAACAACAAGAAAACGAAACAGUGCAGUGGUAUGAACGCUGCUUAUUUGAUACAGAUGCUCCGUGGAGUUCUCUGAACAUUAAAACAAGUUUUGCAAUUUUAGCAUGAGUCACCAGUACAUUUUUUUAGGAAGUCUGACAGAUCUGAUGAAUGCUUUUUCUUCCUCAAACUUUUGCAGUCCAAUUUUUCUUCAAAGGUUUGAAGUCUACAAUGUUUACUCCAGCUUUUGGACUUGGAUGGAUCUCCUGAGCUUUAUUUCCUGCCAAACGGCGCAGAGUUUUCAAGGAGAGAAUAGUCAUUGAUUUUUUAAUUAUUUUGUUUGGAGAUGUGGUCACAAAUGUCAGUGUGUGUUUCCUGUCAGAUGCAAGGUAAAGACAUUAGAGGAGCAGGUAGAGAGAGCAUAAUAGGAUAAAUCAAGAAUACAGAUAAGAGCUGAGUGAAGAAGAGAUGAGGAAUGAUCAGACAACACUGGAGUAAAUAGGACUGCAGAGUGAGUUGCACAACACAGGCAAGGAAAGAUCCUGUCAUGAAAAAAUUGAUUAUGGAGCCACUGGAGAGACACUGUGGAUGAAAUGAGGUGAGAAAUUAGUCGCAGUAGGAAGUGGAGGGAGAAAUUGAAAAGCUGUGGGUGUCUUGACUGUAAAAUAGGAAAACAUGGAGGUUGGAAUAGAUGACAACAUUUGGAUACAAAGGGCAAAGACUCAGGAGCUUUGGAGAGGAAAAUAAUCCUACAGCUUCUUGUCUUUGCUGAUGCCUUAGGAUCCUUUCUCUGAGCACAUUAAAUGAUCCAGGGAGGGUACUUGGUCUUAACUUGACCUGAAACAAACUUAGGAGCAGACAGAUUUGUAUCAAAAAGGCUUCACAAACAUAUGGAAGAAAAAAGUCUCGAUCUGUAGAAAGGUCUGAAGUCCAAAAGUGAGUUUGAGGUGAAAGGAAGAGGGAGGGAUGACUGAGAGAUUCAGUGAGGGGGCAGGGCCCAGUGGGCAGCAGACAGCGGGGUGUCAACCCACUGAACCUCUCUGUGGUAUAAAGUGAAGCAGAGCUUUUUUUUUCAGCACUUGGGCAUCUGACCAGGAGAAAGCGGAGUCUGUUUAAAUCCUGAUUGGAGUCUGCUGUGAGUAAUUGAAUGAAGUCUGGUUUCUCCUAAGGUGAUUGGGGUCAGCGUUUGGUGAAGUGUUUCUUGAGUAAAUGUCAGCUUCUCUAGAGAAACUUGUCAUGCUGAUCUUGAUGAUUUGUGGGUUUGGGGAGGUUGUUUUCUGUAAGUUUCAGAAUUGUUUAGAAACUUAAGCAAUCAAGUGGGGAGAUUUUUGUUCUGCAUAUUUGUGUGUUUGUGUGUCAUCCUUCUUGCACUUUCUUUCUGACUUUGAACUCUGAAACUGGGAAGUUGAGUGAGCUGAUGUUAUGCUCCAUCUGCUGCUUCUGAAUAUGAACUAACACUCAGAACAGAACAGCUUUAACAGAAUGUGUGCGUUACCUCUUUUAUUUACUUACAUCAAGUCAAUCAUAUGUAUGCUAUUUCUUGAACAGCUGUGUUGACUGAGAGCGUGUUUAAAUAUGUAAAUACGGGAGCAGGCCUUGUAUCUCACAGCUAUAAAUGGCGUAAAUGUAUGUGCUGACCUGGCACACUAUAAAUGCUCACAGUUUGUAAACAUGUAUUUGUUAUCUGUGUGUUUCAGACCCUGUGCCUCCCUGAUUAAACUCGACGCGACGUGUCGGCCCAGAAUCAUGACAGCCAUCAGCGCACCUCGGGACAAGUAAGACGAGUGCUUUUAUUCUAUUUUAAUAUCAGAACAGAGAGCCGGGGACUAAACUGUUGAACUCUGUUUGUUGAUAUUAACUCAAACACUUGAUUCAUGUUCUCUAAUGUAAACUUCCUCUGUCUCUUUUCCCAGAUACAAUGCCGUAUGGAUUAUUUUCUUCAUCCUGGGCUUGGGAACCCUCUUACCCUGGAAUUUUUUCAUGACGGCAACAAUGGUCAGUUAGGCAACAUUAUGGGGCAGUUGCAUUCGCCGUUAAAUCCAGUUAAUCCUCAGAACAACAAACAGCUGGAGAGGAAAUAGAGCUCUCUUGGUGGCCUGGUGGUGGGUUGAUUAAGGGGUUGAGCUCCUCUUUUAGAGGAGGGUCAGAAAAACUUGGAGAAAACAAAAGUUGUUUGUUUACUUUUCCCUCCUAAACCACCUGGUUUUACUCGGGUUGCCUGAGCUGACUCCAGCCAGGUGGAUUAACUUGCUUCUCUAAUCCCUGGCUUUUCUUUUUGGCUCUCAAAGGGUUAACAUCUUUAAAUAAUGGAAUUUCAGUUUCAUAAUCCUCGGGGAGUUGAUUUGGACCUGAGGGUAAAGUUUAAACCCCCCACCACCACCUCAUUUUCUCCUUAAGAGGACCUCCACUUUAAAAAAAAGGUCUUCUCAGAUGUGGAUUAAACAGCUUAUUUUAAACAAUACAAUUUAACAUCUACUCUUUUUUGUCUAUUCUCAUCACUGGUUAUCUUCCAGAGAGCUGAUUUACUGAGUAAACGUUCCCCCACUCUCUUUUUUUAGUACUUCACCAGUAGGCUGAAGGACCCACCCACCACCACGGACCUGUUCGCAAACCAGACGACAAAUGGGACUUUGGCAGCGGAUGGGGACACUCGCAACGUCCUGGAGUCAAAGUUCAACAAUGUGAUGACACUCUGCGCCAUGGUGCCCCUCCUCAUCUUCACCUGCCUCAACUCCUUCAUCCACCAGAGGUAUCAAAUCUGCUUCAUACCGACACGCCCCCACUCAACACGGCCGCUAUCAUGCAUCUUAUAGCAUGAGGACAAAAUCUGCAACACGUUUGUUUAAAUGCAGGAAUGAAUACUCCAAGUCUUCAGAGAACAUCUGUCUUGUCACUGUCCUGCUCUCUUUUAGCCCCCACCCCUGCUCUUUGUGACCCUUCUCACCCCCGCUCAGGUCAUUUGAUCCUGUUACGUGAACGUAUGUCUGUAUGAUGUCUCCAGGAUGUUUGCUUUAAUUAGUGUAGGGUUUGAGAGACCUCGAAGGUGCACCGUGACCACGGCUGACUCUUUCCUACACAAACACACCCAAGAAUGCUAUUUAUGUUCUCUGCGCCCCCUCCCCAUCUUUUUCUUACCUCUCCCUGCUUCUCCUCAGACUUUGUUCUUUUCCUCCUGCUGACCCUUGUAUCCUCAGUCGACUCAUUUCAUUUCUGCAGAACCUUUUGGUCUUCCUUAUUUUUCCAUCUUUUUAAUACACUCCAGUUCCUCUUCCGUUUGCUUUGUCUACUCUUUACCCUUUCAUCAUCAUAAUCAGGAAAUGUUUGUUUUUGCGUUUGACGAUUAAUCAUAUUCCGUUCCUACACAGCUAUUUCUGUCAGGCUCAGUUAAACAGGAUCCUGUUUACCCCCUGAGUUUGUUGAACACCUCUCUUCUGAAUAAAGAGACUCUGCACGUGGGAAAUGUGUUUGCUAGAAACCUUAAAAUUAACUUGUUUACUUAAACAUAUUAUUUCUUUUUUCUAUUCAGCCUACGAUAAUUGAAAUCACUCUCAGCGGUCCAAAAAAGGUGCGGCUGAUGUCCGUGGUUUUGGUUUAGUUUGGUUGUGCAGUAAUUUUAAUUUCAUUUGACUCUGUGUGUCUCAGAAUCCCCCAGAAGCUGCGGAUAUCUGGUAGCCUGACGGUCAUCCUGGUGGUUUUCCUGCUGACAGCAGUGCUCGUGAAAGUUGAUGUUGCCCCGCUGCCUUUCUUCACCCUCACCAUGAUCAAAAUUAUCUGCAUCAACUGUGAGUUUCUAAACACAUCACCUUUGAAAACGACUUCAUCCUUCAGUACAACAUGAAGUCCAGGCUUGCAUCAGAUACACGAGCAGUCACUUACAGGGAAACUGAAGCAUGGUAGAUAAAAAAAAAUAUCAGUAAAGUGUUUUGGUUUGUGUCAUGUGAUUAUAUUUGUAGCAUGUAAACUAAGAAUAGAGAAGGUCCAAGGAUACUUCCUUGAUGAACCCCUUAAAUUUCAUUAACUUUGUACGGCAUGAUAUCAAUCAAACUUUAUUUUUUAAGCACUUUUCAUACAAAGAAUGUAUCACAAAGUACUGUCCAUUCAAGCAGGAUAUUUGAAACAAUAAAAGAAAAUAAAUGAAAUACAAAUACCAAACCCCACCCACCCUCCCAACCCCCAUUCAACACAUACAGCACUCACACACAGAUGCAUACACAAAAGACUGAGGAAAAACUGGAUCUAGAACUAAAGUGAUAAAACCAUGAUAAAAUAUAAUAAAGGUGAUAAAGCGUUAAAAGUUUAUUGAAUGAAACAGUCUUAAAAUUAAACAGUAACAGAAAGUAAAUUUAAAAAAGAGGUAAUAAAACACAAAAUAGGUACUCUCGAACUAAAAUAGGGUAAAAUCACAUAACGCAGAUAAAAAUUAAAACAAAAUUAAACUAAAAGCCGGACUAAAAAGAGUAGGUGUUGAGUUCACAUUUAAAAAUAUGAACAGUAGUGAGGAACCUCUUUUGUAAACCCAACCCAAAGCCUGUGAGGUGUCACACUACAUAAAAUUCCCACCUCAGCGUAAUGCAGGUAACUUUUACUGCAAGGCUGAUGUAUGGGACUGUUUUAGUUGCAGGAUUAUCUCCACCUUAUUUCUACUUUGAACUCAUGCAGAAGAUAAUCCCUGCCUGUUUGCUUCUUUGAUCCUCUUCUGCAUCAUCCGCUGUGUUGGGAAAAUCUUCCCCUUUUCUCCCUCAAACUACGCCGAGCUUCAGAACUCAGUCUGUCACCCCACAGUGAGUGUUUGUUUACAAAGAGUCACUCAGCAGCAGGGAAAAGCUCACCCCGGUCGAGAUCCCCUUGGUCCGGCUCUGCCCUGACCCUCAGGUCCUCAUGGUGAACAACCUCAUGGGUGUUUGAUUUAGAGUGAAGGGUGCCGUGACCUCAGCGCUUUGAUAUCUCUGUCCACACAUUCCCUCAUUAGAUGCUCGUUUCAAGAUGUGCAGCUUAUUAACGUUCAAAGAUGUUGUACGAACAUCAUUAACUGUGUGUCAUGCUAGUUUACAUGUAUGGAAAAGCAUUUUUGGCAGCAACUUUAAGUAAAAUUGGAUUUAAAAAAAAAAGAAAAUAGUUGUAUAACCGUGAACGCCACAAAAACUUCUUGGCUAUCUUCACAGCUGCAUCCUUUCCUGUUGCCUUGUGUGUGUUUGAUCCAUGUCACAGUGACCCUUUAAAGCGUAGUAAAUCUCAAACAUUCUUGUCUUGUGUGUGUGUUUUUUUUUUCUUUCUGUCCUCCUCCCCAGCGUUCGGUGCGAUCCUUCAGGGCAGUCUGUUUGGGCUGGCAGGGAUUCUGCCCGCAUCCUACACCACUCCCAUCAUGAGCGGACAGGGGCUUGCCGGCGCCUUUGCUGCUUUCUCCAUGAUCUGUGCACUGGCCAGUAUGUCCAAUCAUAAGUACACCACUUCUAGUAGAAGGAGUAUAGAUACACCAGUAAGCCAGAGCAUUCUUAGUGUGGUAUAUUUUACUUGUAAGGAAGAAGCACUGAUGCUAGAGAAGGAAACACAUUUUUUUGUAGCUUGAAUUUAUGUAAGACUGAAAUAUUUUGCAUUUGAUAUGAAAGUUAAAUUAAAAAAAGAGGACUCAUUCUUGAAGAAAUAGGAACUUGCCCGUAGCCAAGACAUAGGGGACGAUGUUAUUUAGCUGGUCCAGACACCCUCUGAUGAUUUUCUGUGUCUUUGUCUGCAGGUGGGUCCGCCCUACAGGACAGUGCUUUUGGUUACUUCAUCACAGCCUGUGUUGUUAUCCUGUUGGCCAUCAUGUCCUACCUCGCUCUGCCCCGCAUGGUAAGAUUUCUCAUGCAUCCAGUUAUGAACCUUGUUUAUUUUCUAAGUGAGUGUUUUAGCGUCUGAUAUUAUAUAUAAGUCUGGUUUCCAAGAGCUGAAGAUAACUUCUCAUCAUCUUGGUACUUCCUUGGCUUCAGUCUGUGUUUCAGAAAACACACCUUGUCAUGGUAUUUUGGAUCUUCCCACAGACAUGUCUCCUUUGUUCAGUCAAAUAGACUUAUUUUGGGUUUUCUUUCACGACAACAGGAGUUCUUCCAGUACUACAUGGAGAGUAAUGUAUCCAGGCCCUCUGCUGACGAGGAAAACAAGAUGGAUUUACUCAGGAAAGGUAAAUACAAUACAAUCACAGACAUGCUCCAUUUUUUUCAUUUCCCAUGAGUAAGUUACGACAGAAGAAGAACUGCACCGUUUUCUGCAUUUCAGUUCAACCUCAUUAUUUUAGCCAAGAGAAGAUCUGGAAGAUAAAAUUCAUCCAAAAAAAACUGCAGCUCUUUGAAAAUAUGAACGUUUUAUUUUCUUUUGUGACACUUUGUGAAAAAGUAUUUAAAAAGCAGUCUUCCACUGUGUGACUCUGACCAAACAACAGGAAACCUUCAGGAUGAAGACAGCAUUAGUCUCUUUGCUUUGAUUUCCAUUUCAUUCCCUCAAAGUUUUCUGAUCACACGUCAACUUCUUUGGUCUGUGCAGGAAGAGCUUAAAACUUAAUAACACUUUUAGAACAAGUCACUAAGUGUGUCAGACAUGCCUUAAUCUCAGCGCCCCUCCUCGUAUCACCCUGAAGUUUGACUCGCUUACUUCAGAAUUACCAAACCCUCAGACAAGUGCUUACAGCAGUCGUCUUGGUGUUUUGGUGACAAUUUGCUGCCCACUCUGAGGCUGUGGCAUUUAUCACUACUGUCCUAGAGAGCAAAGGAAAUCCUCAGAGUUGUUGUCUAACAAACAGCUACUUGAGUGUGGGAGUAAUGGUUUCAACUCCAUGAGUCACAUGUGACCAAAAGAAUGUUAAACGGCCUUUUCUCUCACGUGUUGUCAGAUAACGGCGCAGAGAAGCGACCAGUGGUUAGUCUGACGGAUGACGAGGCCAAACCCAGCGUGUCUGUGUUCAGCAUCUUCAAACAGGUGAAACCAAUCAAACAUUUCCAUUUCAGUCCAUAACCCAUCAAAUUUUAACACAUGUGACACUUCUGAACUUGAUCAAUAUGAACUUUGAAUUUUGAUCCAUUAAACCUUUUGAGGACCCCUUUACUAAGUUAGAGAGACGCAGUUUACCUGUGAGACAAACCUUUGAUAACACGGUAUGAAUUAUGCUGGUCUUGUGCUCCCUAAUCAGAUCUGGGUGAUGGCGCUGUCAGUGUGCUUCAUCUUCACCGUCACUAUCGGGACAUUCCCAGCAGUCACAGUCGAGGUCCAGUCCACAGUAGCAAACGGAGGCGCCUGGGGUGAGUCCCACACAAUUUUGGAAACAAAACUUUGUUUGUUCCUCAGCAUGGAGAUGGCAGGCGGGGAGGAUUUUUAACCUCCACCCUCGACACAAAGUCUUGAUUUGAGACAGUUUCAGAAAGUUUUAUCGAAGUUUGCCAUAACUGAAUGAAUGAAACUGGCCGUGAAGAGGUUUUUUUUUUUUUUUUUUAAAUAAAAUGUUAAGAGUUUGUUUAAAUUUCUCAGCUCUGAAUACAUACAUUCAAAAAAUACAAAGAGGCUGUAACUGGACUUAAAGUAAUUGUUUGUUGUAAUGAGCUGUUUGGAUUAGGAUGCAUGUAGACACUUCAUAAUAAUAAUAAUAAUAAUAAUAAUAAUAAUAAUAAUAAUAAUAAUAAUUAAAAAACACACCUGACACACCUUAUUAAUCUCUGAAGGGAAAUUCAAUUGUCUGUUGUCUCACAUAAUAUGUCUCUAAAAGUUAUCUACUAUUUACACAAGAGUUACAAAGUCUGAUGCUGUGGGUACAAAAGAUCUUCUGCAUCGACUCUCUUUGUUCUGAAUAAAACCUUCAUUGUCUCAGCAUGGAAGUUUUGACCUUAACUUAACUCUGACUCACAUUACCAGAAAGCCUCCACUUUAAGUUUUUCUUGUGAAGAGUCCUCUCUCAACCAAGAUAGCUCAGAUGUUUGACUCAUGUCGUCCUGUGGUUGUAAACAGCGUUUUUGUUUUGCUGUCUCCUCAGAAACUUACUUCAUCCCUGUGUCGUGUUUCCUGCUCUUUAAUGUGAUGGACUGGGCCGGCAGGAGUCUGACAGCCGUCUGUAUGUGGGUCAGUAGUAACACUUUUUUUUUUUUUUUUUUUUACCACCACGCUCAGUCUCUCUAAUCUGCUCUGAAACUUUGAGCUCCUUUGGUGAGUUUCUCAGCCGGCUUGGACUCUGUCCCAACCAGCUGUAAAGUUUCCUGCAGGUUCAGAGGAUCGAGUCGGGUGAAACUUGAUAGCUAAUCUUGUCAUAACUUGUUGCUCUUGAGUACACAUGGCCUAGACUUCAGCAAAACAACUUUUCGAAAUGUACAGAUUUGUUGUAAUGAAUGUCUUUAACUGUCUAAAAUGUAAACGCUCAAGUAAAUCUCUGUGUGGAGAAGAAUAGAGGUUGAAAGUUAGUCAGAGUUUUUAGGGAAAUAAAAAAGACAAGUUGUGUGGCUUCAAUCAAACUUUUUAAAGAAGAGAUGUUUUAUUGUAUAUUCCAAAUUUGCUCCUUUUUAAUCUUUUACAUGCACAUCCAAAUGAACGACAACCUCCCUGAAACAAUUGAUUGCUCUCAAAACUUAAACCAGAAAACAGCCAAAAGGAACAAGCUCUUGUGAUGCCAUGUGAUCAAGAGGAAAUGAUCAAAUUGAAUAAAAAGCUUACAUAUUGAGAACAUUUGGUUAGCCCUGUACUCUCGAAUAACAGUAGUCAUCUGCUUCAGGAGCAUGUGAGUUUGUUUAUCAUUAUUAGGCAACAAUGAAGGUCAAAUGAAGGUCUCCGCUCUUGUGCUUCAGUCAGUCACGUCCCAAAACAAAUUCCCCCUCCUUAUUAAGAGAUGAAAUCAUUAACCCCGUUUUUCAAAGGUUAAACAUUUGCAGAGAGACACUGAAGAAUUCAGUUUAUUGAACUCUGCUUAACCGCAUACUUGACAUCAGAUAUACAGAAUUUGAACUCAGGAAUUUUAUUUGGAGGGAAGCUAAAAAACAAAACAGAAAAGAGAAAUGAUGUUAAAAAAAAGGCUUUGCAGGUUUUUUCUACAUUUCCUUUAAGCAUGAUGUAAACAUAAACUAGCCGUUCAUGCCAUAUAUCAGUGUUAGUGUCUGGGUGUAACAAGAUCUUAGUUAAUAUUGAUACCUAUUCAUGACCUUCAAAAAGUAGGAGAAGUCAGAGGUGUCACUGCAGGGGCCGCCAGAGUCCACAAAAACCAAUUUCACCAGUGUCGUAAAUACUUGGCUGAUAUUGUGAUUGUUUUUGUGUGGCUUAGGGUUAGAAAACUUUGCAUUCCUUUGUAGGGACUCAUGUAACGCCUUCAGUUCUUUUAAUGGUGUUGGUUUGGCCUGGCUGUUAGAUCGCUUGCCCCUCGUAACAGAGGCUUCGGUCUUAAAAGUAGGCAGACCCAGGUUGAUUCCAACCUGCUGUCCUUUGUUCACUCGUUUCACUGUUUCUUACUCCGUACAUUGUUGGCAUGAAAGGAAAAAGGAAAAAAAAAAAGACCUAUUUUGUCAGGCCAGCUAUCCAAAACCAUAAAAAAUUUAGAAAUUUUGGGAAAACUAGAUACAUCAGGGAGGAGAAAAGCAGCACCCCCUGGCUUUUAAAGUGGAUCACACUGUCAUUCCAGCUGCAGUUUUCUUCUCUUUCGUCUUCCAUAACUAAUCGCCCUCCUCUCACACCUUGCUGUCUGGAUCUGACUGAUCUCAUGAGUCCCUGUCUGAGGUUCCUGUGCUUCUGUCUCCACAGCCUGGUAAAGACAGCAUCUGGCUGCCCGUGUUUGUGGCUAUGCGGGUUGUCUUCAUCCCACUCUUCAUGUUGUGUAACGUUCAGCCUCGUCACUACCUCCCUGUGCUAUUCUCCCAUGAUGCGUGGUACAUCAUCUUCAUGAUCUUCUUCUCCUUCUCCAACGGAUACCUCGCCAGUCUCUGCAUGUGUUUCGGACCAAAGUAAGAGCAACACACUCACAGUAAACCUUCACGGUUAAAAGGUAAAGCACUGACUCCUCAUGAAUUUUGUCCCACCGCUCUCUCCUUACAGGAAAGUGUCACAGCACGAGGCGGAGACAGCCGGAGCCAUCAUGGCCUUCUUCUUGUCUCUGGGCUUGGCGCUGGGUGCUGCGGUCUCAUUCGCUUUCCGGGCCAUGAUCUAAGAUCUCUCUUCACAACCCUGCAGUAGAUUAGACCACCUCGCCCUCCUACACUCCCCCCCCCUCUCCCACCCUGUACAGGAGAGGAGACAGCAGACGAGGAGUCUCAAGGACAGCAGUCUUCUAAAGUGUACAGCAGAGACUCGCCUCACGCAACAACCUCAGCAGCAGCAUAACGCUGAAACACAUCACAGAUUUUAAUUUAGUCUCAAACUGAGCAGCACAGUGUGUCAACGCGUGCCUGUUUAACCGGUUUCCUUUCAUUGCAAACGAUCAAACAGGUUUCACCUUUUAAGGUAAAUCUAAAAGAAGGAAAACUCAAAUCAAAAGUGUGCACACAAUUGGCUGUAGUGGCUCAUUUUAUAACAGACAAGAAUUUCAAGUAUGAAUGAAAAAUGAUCGCAUAACGUCAUACUUGAAAUAAGCCUGGACAUGCAUGAGCCACAUUCAUCAAAUUUAAUGAUACGCCAAAUAACAAGAGAGUUAAAAUUUCCAGUAAAUUAUGAAUGAAGUCAUGAGGUUGCAUAAAAACAUAAUUUCAAGAUAUUUGGCUGGUUCUUAUUUGGCUGGUAGAUUUGUGUGUUCAGCUCGUAAGCCAGUAAAUUUCAUCCAUCACUUGAUACUGUGACACUCAGUGUGUUUAUUAUUUUUCUUUAACGUUUACAUGUCAAAUAUCAAACGCCACUCUGGACUGUUACUGCUAUGAACUCUGAUCAAGCCAAAUACAAAGAGACGACGUGGGUCAGUGAUGACGAUGAUGAACUUUGAAGGGAGUUCAUGACCCAUCAGAUGGCUGAUAAGCAGCGUGUGAACUGCUUUGCUCCCUUGCUCUUCUUUUACCAUGAUGCCAAGUCAUUUGUGUUUCUGUGUGUUUUAAGUUUCUUUGUAACAAACCAGUCAGUUCUCCGAAAAAGUCAGAACGGACCGGAUCCAAAAGACGAGCUGGGAAUGAAUACUCUGGGCUACUUACAGCUGUUGCUCUUCCUUGUUUUGGAGUGUGUAGUUUAGAUGAAUUUGUACCAGUGUAGGUAUUUUCCUUAGAGCUAAACCUUCUGACUCGAUCAGGAGGUCACAUUUUGUGUUGUGACUUUUAGCCCAUGUAAUUUAUUUUUUUACUGUUACUGUUGUCCUGAAGAGAAUUAGCUCUGGUGUGUUUAGCAAAGACAAAAAAUAUGCGGCUGUCUUGUGACAUGAAACGUGCCAUUGUGAGCCAGACUUGAGUCCUUUCAAUGACAUUUGUCAUUUAACAUGUACUUGAGAAGUUAAUUUUUAUAUAAAUAUAGUUUGUAGUAUGUUUUUCAAAUUAUACCACAUCUAUCUCUUAGUUACUUUUGUUAUGAAGUGGAGGGUAUGUUAAUAGACCUCCUGUCAUUAGUGUUACAUACACAGUAUAUAUAUUUUUUGCAGUUUUGUGGCCUUUUUUAAAAUAAAUUUCAAAGCCUGUUUUACUUGUGCACAGUAUUCAUUACCACGGCUGUAAUCAUCCUCACAGCCUGUUUGUCCAAAUGCAAAACGUUGGGUUUAUUGUGUUGUUGUUCAUCAAGGAGUCUGGCAUGGAAAUCCAAAAUGUUACAAACAGUCCAGUGAAUGAUAAAAUAAAAACUGCAUUUUUAGAAAUCUGGCUCCCUCUGCUGGUCAUUUGUAGAAACAAUGUAGAUUUGAGACCAACUACCUGGCUUUUUAAAGGGAUAUUCCAGCAUAAAAUUAAUUUAGGGUCAAACACACCAUAACACUGAGUUAGACCGCCCGUCGAGAGAUGAAUGUUGCAGACCGCUUGCUUCUCUAGUUAUACCAACUUUAGUGAUGACCGCAGAAUAGCAAUACACAGCGGUCUCAGGAGCCACAAACAAACCUCAACCAAAACGCCACUCUAUAGCCACAAAUAAUGCUCAGAACAGAUCCUAACUUCAACAGUACAUAUAGGGUCCCAGCCAUAGCCCUAGCCACCAAACAUCUUUUUUACUUUGCCUGAUUUCUUUAGCAAAGAGACUAAACACAACUCACCUACUCUCUUCCAGCAGCCGCUUGUUUGUAGUGAGACCUCAGGCCAGUCCAUUACGGGGUACAGUGGGAUGACACAGCUCAAGGAAGAAAAUGUAGGAUUGUUUCUUCAUGGAAAUGCAGCCAAACCGAAAAGGAAAUGAUAAAGUAAUGAUCAUAAAUGUUCUUCCUUGAGCUGCGUUCCCCUGAUGCAGUCAAUGGACUCACCCGGAGGAAGAGAGUAGGUGAGUUGUGUUUAGUCUCUUUGGCAAAGAAAUUAGGCAAAGUUAAAAAGAUGUUUGGUGGCUAGUACUAUGGCUGGGACCCUAUAUGUACUGUUGAUGAAGUUAGAUGCUGUUCUGAGCAUUAUUUGUGGCUAUAGAGUGGCGUCUUGGUUGAGGUUUGUGUGUGGCUCCUCAGACCACUAUUGUGCUGUCGUUACUCAUGUUGGAAUAACUAGAGAAGCAAGCAGUCGGCAACAUUAAUUUCUCGAGGGGGCGUCUCACUCAAUGGUACAGUGUGUUUGACCCUAAAUUAAUUUUAGGCCGGAAUAUCCCUUUAAUAAACAAUGGAAAUAUGAUACUUGAAGAUAUAACGUCUAGCAUACAACAGAAACUGUAAAAACAUGAAAAUACUUUUGUGUUCCUGGAAGGAAGUGCAGCCUGUCCUGUUUUUCUGUGCGUGUCGCUGACCUGUAGGAAACAAGGCUACUUAGUGAGAAGCUGCUCAGAGACAGCUCCUCUUUAAUUUUCAGAAAUGUAAGAAUCAGCUUUUGAAACUUUUGGUAACAUUGACAUACACUCACCGGCCACUUUAUUAGGUAUACCUGUCCAACUGCUCGUUAACACUUAAUUUCUAAUCAGCCAAUCACAUGGCGGCAACUUAGUGCAUUUAGGCAUGUAGACAUGGUCAAGACAAUCUCCUGCAGUUCAAACCGAGCAUCAGUAUGGGGAAGAAAGGUGAUUUGAGUGACUUUGAACGUGGCAUGGUUGUUGGUGCCAGAAGGGCUGGUCUGAGUUUUUCAGAAACUGCUGAUCUACUGGGAUUUUCACGCACAACCAUCUCUAGGGUUUACAGAGAAUGGUCCGAAAAAGAAAAAAUAUCCAGUGAGCGGCAGUUCUUUGGGCGGAAAUGCCUUGUUGAUGCCAGAGGUCAGAGGAGAAUGGCCAGACUGGUUCGAGCUGAUAGAAAGGCAACAGUGACUCAAAUAACCACCCGUUACAACCAAGGUAGGCAGAAGAGCAUCUCUGAACGCACAGUACGUCGAACUUUGAGGCAGAUGGGCUACAGCAGCAGAAGACCACACCGGGUGCCACUCCUUUCAGCUAAGAACAGGAAACUGAGGCUACAAUUUGCACAAGCUCAUCGAAAUUGGACAAUAGAAGAUUGGAAAAACGUUGCCUGGUCUGAUGAGUCUCGAUUUCUGCUGCGACAUUCGGAUGGUAGGGUCAGAAUUUGGCGUCAACAACAUGAAAGCAUGGAUCCAUCCUGCCUUGUAUCAACGGUUCAGGCUGGUGGUGGUGGUGUCAUGGUGUGGGGAAUAUUUUCUUGGCACUCUUUGGGCCCCUUGGUACCAAUUGAGCAUCGUUGCAACGCCACAGCCUACCUGAGUAUUGUUGCUGACCAUGUCCAUCCCUUUAUGACCACAAUGUACCCAACUUCUGAUGGCUACUUUCAGCAGGAUAAUGCGCCAUGUCAUAAAGCUGGAAUCAUCUCAGACUGGUUUCUUGAACAUGACAAUGAGUUCACUGUACUCAAAUGGCCUCCACAGUCACCAGAUCUCAAUCCAAUAGAGCAUCUUUGGGAUGUGGUGGAACGGGAGAUUCGCAUCAUGGAUGUGCAGCCGACAAAUCUGCGGCAACUGUGUGAUGCCAUCAUGUCAAUAUGGACCAAGCUCUCUGAGGAAUGCUUCCAGCACCUUGUUGAAUCUAUGCCACGAAGAAUUGAGGCAGUUCUGAAGGCAAAAGGGGGUCCAACCCGUUACUAGCAUGGUGUACCUAAUAAAGUGGCCGGUGAGUGUAUUUCACAUUUUAAAAGGGGUGGGGUGGGAUCAUGCUUUUUUUCAGACUCUAUUUCGUUUUUGAUACCUCUUUAAUAGCUUUAUGUGAUUUUCGGAUAAAAAAGCCUAAAAUUUCCCACAGUGGUGUAUUAAUAAAUCAUUAUUUCUGCCUCCAUCUGAAACAUUUUGUUUUAAACUGCUGUCUCUUUAAGGUCCCCCCUACACAGUCUUUCCGGAAGGCGGCCUCUUUGCCGGAAGCACAUAAACCAGUAUGGAGAGUCUAUAUUACUUACUUCAGAUUAAAUGUAAAUCUCGCACACAAACCGCGGUCUCACAUUUUCGCAGGUUUUUGAGCAGUUUACAGACUUUCUCAGACUGAAAUAAUACGUUUACCUUGCGAUUUGAAACUUUGCAUACAUGUAGUAUGAACCCCAAACUUUGUAACUUUGCAGUUUAAGUUAUAAAUGUUGAAAAGUAUGAUACCCCCCUCCCCCUUUAAAGAUUUCCCAUGACCUUUAGGUAUUGUUGAACUUUCUUCCAGUCAUACACUUACUUCCUUACCCCACUAAAGUACUGCCACAGAAUUAAAACAGAAAUGAUCGUGUUUCCUCAAAGAACAGACACAUAAAAGAGUCAAAAAAACUGUAUCAAUGAUUUAUUCUUAAGGUAUACAUUUUAUUCAAAAAUAAAUUACCAGAGAUAUCUUUAAAAGGCAGACAGACAGUCUCCAACCCACUCGUCACAAUCAGCAGAAGUCCCUAUCACAAUCUAAAUAUUCACAUCACAUUUCUAAUGUCAGUCCUCAUAUGAGGGAGACAAAACUAGUGUAAACUCUACAGCAGCAAUUUAUCAAUCUUAAACAAACCGACUGUUAAGCUGAUCACAAUAAGAGAAAAAUGAACAGCCAUUGUGAAAUUAUUAACUAUAAAACGUAUACAAAGUUUAUUUGAAUAUUUAAUCCAACAUACAAGCCCGAUUUGUUGUAAUGAGUGAAUACAGAAAAGGACUGUACAGUAUUAGACUGGCGCUUGAGGUGAAAAAUGAGGUGGAUGGAAUCGAUGCAGCAGAGCUUAGAAAUACUAAAGCUGUCAGUGAAAAAAAUCAUCUCCUGCUAGAUAGGAAACAAUAAAUUUAAUUUACGCAACUACAGAGAAGGGCAGACUGGAUAAUGUUUGUCAGUUUAGUAUUAAAGGUCGUUGAUUUUUUAGGUUAGGAGGAUUUUUUGUCUCUAUGAUAGUCAUGGUGCUACUUUGAGUCAAAUUACAAAUUUAUUCAACAAAAAAAAAUGUCACAAAAUAUAAAUAACAGUUUUGUAGAGGCUGGUUAAGGCUGAUUUCUGCGUUUAAACCACUGAUUGAUCUCAAGCCCCAAUCUGAAUGCUAAACUAAGCCAACCAGUUUAUCUGCUGGCUCCAUUUUUUAAUCUUUAAUUUUUUAUAUGAAACUUUUCAUCGAACUCCCUGCAAGAAUGAAAAAGAGCGUAUUUCACACGAUGUCAAACUCUUCUUUGAAUGAUGGUCGAUCAGCAGAAGUUUAAAAGGACAAAAAAGGGGGCUGGUUCGACGUCAGUGAAAGGCAGCAGAAGAGCAACAUUUUCAACAUGACAAUAAAGAGACCUGGCAUAGGAAGCCCUGAGCUGGCUAAGUGCUAUCAGCAAAGUGAUACUAUGAAGAGGGGGCAUACACUAGAGAGGCAAAAGGCUGGAUCAUUUAAAAAGAGCAUGUCAGUUCUGUAGUCGAGACAACCAUAAGCAGAGAGGCUGGAGGCUUCCUACAGACCUCUUCAGGGUCACAUUCACACAGUGUUAAAGGGAGACGCCUUUUCAGAGUUGAUUGGUAGCUUGUGCUUGUAGGAAACGAUCCGAAGAAAAAAGUAAACUGUAUCAUGCGACCGUGAGAUGAAACAAAGAAAUGCACAAAAAUUAGGUUCCGUGUUUGCAUUCAUUGUUGUUCCAGCUGCUCACAGCUGCGUCAGUUUUCCCUGAAUUACAGCUCAAUCCUGAAGC
Messenger RNA from Xyrichtys novacula (pearly razorfish), 39922 nucleotides. The record is from the annotation of a GenBank genome assembly. Lineage: Eukaryota; Metazoa; Chordata; Actinopteri; Labriformes; Labridae.